AUGGCGCGUUUCUUGUUGAUGGCCAGCCUGGUCGGCGGCGCCGCGGCUGCGACCUGGACGUCCCCAUGGACCGCAUGCUGGGUGGCACUGUUCGCCCAGGGCAUACCCACCGCAGCCUCCCUGGGGCUGCAGGUGGCCACGCAAGACGCCUUCCGCGCAGUCCCGGCCAGCGGUACUCUGGAGCUGGAGCUUGUCGCUUCUGACGCCACGGCCACGACCUGGCCAUCCACCGUGGGAGGACUGAUCGCGUCGUUUUCUGGCAAUGCCGCCAAGAACGACGACGUUGGCGGUGUCGUUGCUGUAGAUGUCAGAGGAAGUAGCGAUACUGCACGAGUAAACGGUUUGAAUAUCGGGCCAGCGGCUAAGCCGCAGCUGACAAUCGAGAUGUGGGUGUACAUGCACAGCAAGGAUGGAUACGUCGGGUGGGCAUCUGGCCCGGACGAGGGCGGAGGUUACGACCGCAGUAUUGUCCUCCACGACAUUCGUUUUCAUGGGAUCUCGUUAUGUGUGGGCCAUGCCGGAUGGGGAUCGAACAUCAAUAUGCCGUUGCAGACGUGGACACAUUUGGUGGGCACCUGGGACCAGGGCAAUUACGCGUACUUAUAUGUCAAUGGAGUACAAUAUGGGCCUGAACCCGUGACAAAAAAUGAGCAAGGAAAUUAUUUCUUAAUCGGCAAUCGUUUCGCAGGAGACUGGCAAUACAACACCGACAUCUCGGUAUCAGCCGUUCGCGUGUGGAGCAGCAUCCUGGGUCAAAGCGAUGUCGACGAGUUGUAUGCUCGUGGAGCUUCCGGUGCCGCGGGGCAGCUCCAGCCACCGACGCCGGCUCCAACGGCAGCUCCGACGCCAGCUCCGACACCAGCUCCGACGGGUUCGUGGUACGCUGGGCCCACGUCGACGAGUUGCGCUUCGUUCUGUGCAACUUUGGGCCUUACUUGCGAAGACAGAGUGAUAAGCACCCAAGCAGAGAUGGAAUCAAUCGCCGAAAGUCUGGAUAUGCUUUCCACCCAAAGCGGACUUGCAGCCGAUUCGGGAGGAUACGCAGGGGCGAAGUGCAUCGGGUAUUCAGAUGGGAACGGGCACGCUUGGAGUGGUCUCCGCGCUUGGUACCGUUCGCGCCCUUCGCACGGUCCCUGCUAUUUCGAUUACACCGUGUCGGGGGUGCAAGAUCAUUGCCAACAUUCUUGGGGAAAGACGACAGACGCACCAUUCUGUUAUUGUAGUGGGCUGCCUAAUCCAACCGCUGCGCCGACGCCGGCAACGCCACCUCCAGCGAGCGGCGCAGGCGCCGGGGCUUCGGCCGUUGGCGACCCGCACCUGCAAAACAUCCAUGGCGAGCGGUUCGACCUGAUGCAGGCGGGCAAGCAUGUUCUGAUCAACGUACCUCGUGGAAUGAGUGCUGAAAACGCCUUGCUUCGCGUGCAGGCCGCUGCGCGCCGCUUGGGUGGACAAUGCGCGGACAUGUACUUCCAGCAGCUCAACGUUACCGGGUCGUGGGCAGAGGUCAAGCAAGCCGGAGGCUACCACUACAGCGUAUCGCAGCAUGACGCCAAGGGUCCGGAAUGGGUUGCCUUCGGCAAGGUCGAGCUCAAAGUCGUGCAUGGACGUACGGACAGCGGCCUCCUGUACCUGAACUUGUACGUGAAGCACUUGGGGCGAGCGGGAUUCGCAGUCGGAGGGUUACUGGGCGAAGACGAUCACGGAGACGUGAGCGCUGCGCCAGAUUCAUGCGCGCAGCGCCUGGCCCUCGUCGCUGGAACGCGCGGCGGCAGAGGCCCAGAGGUGGCUUCGGUCGCAGUAGCAAGCCUCGCCUGA
Prorocentrum cordatum is the source of this 1815-nucleotide messenger RNA. NCBI's taxonomy places the organism in Eukaryota, Dinophyceae, Prorocentrales, Prorocentraceae. The record is from the annotation of a GenBank genome assembly.